AUGGAAAACCUGACGUACAACAGCAUAAUUUUGCAACUAGAAGGGCUGAAGGUAUCCGAGGAGUUUGUGUACCCUGUUUUUCUAUUCUUCCUUAUUUUUUACAUCAUAGUUAUGGUGAUGAACUGUGGUAUGGUUAUUCUCAUAGCAGGACAGAGAAGUCUCCACGAACCAAUGUAUCUGCUGUUCUGCAACUUGACUUUCAAUGAUAUCUUUGGUAAUUCCAUCACGGUCCCUAGGCUGUUGUUGGACCUUUUAAGGUUGCCGUCCGAACGCAUUAUCAGUUACGCAGAAUGCGCCGUGCAGGCAUUCUCUACUCACACGUAUGCAACAACCUCCCAUACCAUACUGAUGAUAGGCCUCACACUGAGGCUUAACCGAUGCAGAACCUUUGUAUCAAAUCCUUUUUGUGAUAAUGCAUCUAUGUUUAAGUUAUCUUGCGAGGAUGUGUCCAUUAAUAAUCUGUAUGGUUUAAUAUUUACAGUGCUGCUGAUGGUCUCUUCCAUGGGAAGUGUUGCACUUACGUACAUUAAAAUAACUGCUGUUUGUUUGACAACCAAGAGCAAAACUUUAAACAGUCGGGCAAUUAAAACCUGCAGCACUCACUUGACAGUGUAUUUGAUUAUGCUUCUCAGUGGCUUUGCUAUUGUAAUACUACAUCGCUUUCCUGCAUAUUCAGAUUACAGGAAACUUGCUGCCCUGUUAUUUCAUAUCAUUCCUAGUACUUUAAAUCCUGUCAUAUAUGGCUUGCAGUGCACUGAGCUUAGACAUGCGCUAAUACAGAUUUUGUGCAUAAAGAAAAUAAAUCAGAGAAAGAUGUUCCCAAAUUAA
Misgurnus anguillicaudatus (oriental weatherfish) is the source of this 828-nucleotide messenger RNA. It is a transcript of the gene or70b1, whose product is annotated as olfactory receptor, family 70, subfamily B, member 1. Gene Ontology annotation, biological process: detection of chemical stimulus involved in sensory perception of smell; G protein-coupled receptor signaling pathway. The record is from RefSeq and is a predicted model, not a curated record. Gene Ontology annotation, molecular function: olfactory receptor activity; odorant binding. NCBI's taxonomy places the organism in Eukaryota, Metazoa, Chordata, Actinopteri, Cypriniformes, Cobitidae. Gene Ontology annotation, cellular component: membrane.